Molecule: messenger RNA, 789 nt
Organism: Phytomonas sp. Hart1
Lineage: Eukaryota; Euglenozoa; Kinetoplastea; Trypanosomatida; Trypanosomatidae
Source: the annotation of a GenBank genome assembly
GAGUUCCUGCCCUCAUAUAUGGGAAGUAGCGGCUUCUCUCCUUUUCAGUUGAUAACGUCAACGCUAAGCAUAAAUUUUAAUGGUGAACCGACGAAUAGCCCGAGGUUCUCGCAAUAAGCAGAAGAAAAAGAUUAAGUCGAGCAAAAAAGCACAUAUUUCUGAAAAUCCUUCACAACAUGGUGAAAGGCCUAAGGGGCUGGACCGCGUAGCUCACCUUGGAGACGACCGCUCCACCGGCAGGGUCCACCUGAUUGCGUCAGGGCGGAGGCCACUUCGGCUGAAGAAGUCGCGUUCCGCAGCCUCUUCUGGAGCUCUAUCAAAGCUGAAGGGUAAGAAGAGUUUAGUAUUAAAGAAGCAGGCCGCGGAGCGCAUGGUGCUGAAGGAGCACCUUCGGGAACUCGAGGCCCGCCGUGCAGCCACACGUCGUGGCGAAAAUGCGAAGAUAGAACGCCGUGAGCUUGGAAAGUAUAUCCGCGCGCUAAAGACGGAGCAGCGUGUGAAGCAUAUAUCGGAGCUGCAAAAUGUUGAAGCGGAGUUAAUGCGUUUUAUUGAGUCCAGGAAGCAAAAGCAGAAGGAUUGUCUUGAAGAAGAGGAUAACAAUGGGAAUCCCUCCCACUCUCAAGACUGGGAAGACCUUGACGACGGUGAGGCAAGCAUUGAUAGCAUGGGCGAAAAGGAACUGCAGGAGCUGUUUUCACAUCUCACCACAUAAGUGAUUACCCCCACCCACCCACCCAAAAAAGUAAGUAAGAAUGAACAUAUUAAAGCACCCCAAACCCAAGAAAUAAA